Molecule: messenger RNA, 1392 nt
Organism: Bipolaris maydis ATCC 48331
Lineage: Eukaryota; Fungi; Ascomycota; Dothideomycetes; Pleosporales; Pleosporaceae
Source: RefSeq, a predicted model, not a curated record
UCAGUAUUGCACACCGCCAUGGUCACUUCAACCACGGGUGCAGAUGAAAAGCCAUGCCCUUUUGCUCUUCCAAGUACUGACGUGGAGGGACUGGGGGUCAUCAUUGCCUUCCUACUCCCUGCAUACGUAUGCUGGGUUGUCAUAGUAGCGUUCUACAUGCUGGGACUCAUCCCCGAUGUCUUGAACAACUUCGAUGAGUGCUUCCUUGGCGUUAGGAUUCGGCCUUCGAAUCGCUGGGGUGAAAUUCUUUGCAAAGGGGUCCUUGUUGCUGGCACUCAGCAGCUUGUCAUGGGCAUUGCAAUACUAUCCUCUGGCUUUGCGGGUGUGGCACAUAUGGUCCUCAUGGAUUUCCAUGUCAUGACAUAUCUUGCAUGGACAUCGUCUAUCAUGCAUAUGUCUACUUUGACCUUCCUCCCUUCAGACUUUCGGGAGUCCCUCCGAUUUCGCGCUCUGCGAGUAUCCAGCAUGUUAAUUUUGCUGAUCAUGCUAUGUAUCGCAAUAUUUCCAACCACGAAUUUCACAUGGGAUGAUUACAUCAAACUCGGCGGCAACUGUCAGAGUGCCUCAUAUUGUCCGAUGCUAAACGACACAGUCUCGUCUCUGUGGCAUGUGGCAGCUCAAUCGAACGGUCGUGGAAGACUCAGUACCCAGGGCGUGGUGUCCUACUUCCUACUUAUCGGCAGUUCCAUCUGGAAAGUUGUAACGUUAUUCCACAACGUGCGGGAAGGCUCACGCCGUUUCCUGCGCCAGCCUAUAUUCUACUUGGAACGCAUGAUAUGUCGUUUCCUCCAGAAAAGAGGCAAGACCGACUUCCGUUAUUGUACUUUCGUUGGCUUCUACAUUUUCUUCCUGGCUAUACUCGACUUUGCUGGCUCUUUUGCUUUCUACCUUUGGAUCGUGCUCACUUGCCUUGGAUGGGCUACCUUUCAACUAUUUUUUCCUCGUAUGCAGGCUCUCCCCUCUUGUGUUAGAGUACAACUGGAUGAGUGGAACUUUGGACAAAUUCUCCCAUUAAUGCUUCUCUUGCUUCCACUUUACAGUGUUGCUGAAUAUUACUUUGUUACUCUUAGCAAGCUAGACAUGGACAGCAGCCCUGGGCAGCAAAGAGCUAAUGACGGUCGACAUACAAUUCCACAAAAAGCAAUCUCGGAGCUUUUUCUCAGCCUCAGUGCAAGCCAAGCACAAUCUCAACCAAGCUCGACUGAUCCUAAAAUAUAUGCCGCCAUAUACGAUACCAGUUAUUUCCGAAUGAUGCUAGCCUUUCUGACUUUGGCUGUUGUGGCGACAACCGCUGGCUUCUUUGCACAAACCACUGUAGCUUUUUCCCUAGCCGAGGCGGGUAUCCCAGGACCUGAAGCCGCCAGCGCAGCCGCUAAGAAUGCCACAGUAUAG